Molecule: messenger RNA, 2842 nt
Organism: Argiope bruennichi
Lineage: Eukaryota; Metazoa; Arthropoda; Arachnida; Araneae; Araneidae
Product: gastric triacylglycerol lipase-like
Exons: 9
Coding region: 488-1711 (407 amino acids)
Molecular function (GO): hydrolase activity, acting on ester bonds
Source: RefSeq, a predicted model, not a curated record
CGCGCCAAUUUCGAUAUCUUCGUAAGAGAGUAGCAGGAUAUAAUUAAUAUUUGUUGCGUGUUUUGCACUUCUGGGAGAAAAUUGUUUUUAACCUUGUAUUAAAUUCAUUUUUAGGUGAGUCUUGUAUUAGCUUUCGAAUUUGUUUGCCUAGUUAUUGCAGAUCACACGAAAUGCUUUCGGCGGCUGAAAAAGCUCGUAGGCGCUACAUAAUCGCUCAGAAUGAGUUUCAAAAUGUGUUGUGUUUUUUCUGCCAUCCGUUUUUGUAGAUCAAGGACAGUCAAAAGAUUUUAUGACGCACUUCUUCCACUGUUUGAUCGCAUCAAUUUUCAUAUCUUUUAAUCACCAAUGGUAAUACUACUCUUAGUCAGAGGCUGCAGCUGUCAUAUUUCUGUUGAUUAUGAUGCCGUUAUCUUGCAAGAAGAAAUAUAAACAAUGGGAGAUCGCUGCAUUUUCUUUUCAAACUGUUUAAUUGAUUAUAGGUGGAACUAUGAAGCCCUCCUCACUAUUGAUUUUUAUUACCGUGGUUCUUCUUGAGAGCUCUAAUGCUAACUAUGAUUGGGACAUUUUUGAUAUUUUUCCUUGGAAAUUAGACCCUGAUUUUAAUCGAAAUCUCACAGAAUUGAUCACCAGCAAAGGUUACCCUGUACAAGAAUAUACUGCUCAAACCCCAGAUGGUUAUUUGCUGACUGUCCUAAACAUACCUUCAGGUAGAAAAAAGGUAUAUGGGGUAAGACAAGAAAAGAAAGUCGUCUUUCUCCAACAUGGUUUGUUGUCAUCAGCUUGUGACUGGGUUCUCAACUUUCCAAAUCAGAGUCUGGCUUUCAUUUUAGCUGAUCAUGGAUAUGACGUGUGGCUUGGCAAUAUACGAGGGAAUACUUAUGCCAGAAAAAAUAUUUACUAUCCACCUGAAAGCUCAAAAUUUUGGAACUUCAGCUUUGAUGAAAUGGCCGAAUAUGAUAUACCUAGUAUGAUUGAUUUGAUACUGAAUGUCACUGGAAAGAAGAACCUUACUUAUAUUGGUCAUUCACAAGGUACAACAGUGGCAUUUGCUUUAUUAUCUCAAAAAGCUGAAUAUAAUGAAAAAAUAAAUAUGUUCAUUGCUCUAGCUCCUGUAACUACUGUUGGCCAUAUAACUAGUGCCAUUCGAUACCUUGCUCCUUUCACACCUGAUGUUGAUUUUCUUUUCAGCAUUCUUGGAGUUGAUGAAUUCCUUCCAAACAACAUUGUUAUGAAAUAUUUAAGUGAAAUUCUUUGUGAUACAAAAAUUAAGUUCAUCUGUGAAGAUGUUAUUUUCCUCAUUUGUGGUACUGAUUAUUCACAACUAAAUGCAACAAGACUUGGUGUUUAUGUCUCACAUACUCCUGCUGGUGCAUCAACGAAAAGUAUCAUCCAUUAUGCUCAGAUGGUCAAUUCGAAAAAAUUUCAGAUGUAUGAUUAUGGAUCAAGAGGCAACAUGUUACAUUAUAAUCAAACAUCUGCUCCGGUAUAUCAUCUUGAGAACAUAACUACUAAGGUUGGUCUUAUUUGGUCUGAAAAUGAUAAAUUGGCUGAUCCUACUGAUAUUCAUAUUCUUGAGAAAAAGUUGAAAAAUGUAAUUUUAAGUACUCCUGUAAAAUUAAAAGAAUUCAAUCAUCUGGAUUUCGUAUGGGGUAUCGAUGCAAAUAUUUUAGUGUAUGAUAAUGUACUAUCGCUGCUAAAAAAGAAUUUAUAGGUAUUGAAAAUGCUUCAUAGUAAAUUUCCAAGAACAACUAUUGAGAUUUCUUAAAUCUUAAGUGCUUUAUUAUUUUUCAUUUUUUUAUCUAGUAUAAAUUCCAACAUUGAAGGGUGAUUUAGUAUGUUUCUGGCCUUUUAUCGAUGACACAUUGAAAUGAUUACAGUUUGAUAUUUUAAAUUAAUUAACUUAUGUGUGUCUGUGCCACAUUUUGAUUUUAAAGUUUGCAUUAGUAUUUACUUGAAUAUUAUCAGUAAAAUAGUCAAAUUUAUCAAUUAUAUUAUAUUUAUAAACAGUUUUUGGUUGUGAGAUAUUUAUGACUAACAAUGAUUUAAUGUUUCUAAUGUAAUUUAAUUUUUUUUAAGUUUUUAAUGUACAUAUAAAUCAAAAUUUGUUACAUUUUAAUUGUCCUAAAUAAUUUUUGUUAGUACUGUAUAUGAUAUGAAAUUUUAGGGCAUUAUGUUAAAACUAUGUUUUAUGUAUAUAGUGUGUUGUAGUCUGUUGAAAAAUGUUCAUUAUUUAUUGUAUGAUUUGAUUUUCCAUUUGCUUAGACUGGUGAGAAAUAUAGAUUUAUUCAGCGAUGAUAUAUUAAUUAAUUACCUCUUUUAGACAGCAUAAUUCUAUAAAAUCUUGUUAUUUUGAUUUCUGGUUAAUUCUCGAGUUUUAUUUCAUAAAAGAAAAUGGAUUAUUGUUAGUUGAAUAUUGUAUUUCUUAAAAUUAUCAAAAAUUUAUCUUAAUACAUAACUAUUAUUAAAAUAGUCUUUGGCAGAUGAUCGAGUACUUGUCAUUAUUUUACUUAAUAUUACUUAGAAAUCAAAAGCUUAUAUUUAAUUAUCACAGUUAUGUUUUUGCGCUUGUAUAUAUCUUUAUAAAAGAUACUCUGUAAAAUGUAAUGUUCUGAUUAUGUUGAAUGUGAUAUAGUUUUGUAUUUUUCUGUGUGAUAAAAGUAUUAGUUGAUUUUUUGAAACAUUCUUUUAUUUGUUAAUUUUUGAAAUGUGGAAAUUUUGCGUACUGUAAUUAGCUUUUCCAUUUUAUUCAUUUUAAAACAUUGUUCCCAUUUUGAAAGGGACGUUUUAUACUUAUCUCAUUAUUUAAAAUAUUCUUGUAUAAAUAAAUGUUUUUGAAUCAUUA